Saccostrea echinata is the source of this 6239-nucleotide messenger RNA. RefSeq lists its product as uncharacterized. The record is from RefSeq and is a predicted model, not a curated record. Bases 382 to 3717 code for a protein of 1111 amino acids. Gene Ontology annotation, cellular component: membrane. Lineage: Eukaryota; Metazoa; Mollusca; Bivalvia; Ostreida; Ostreidae. The transcript is spliced from 16 exons.
GAAAGAGCUUGGUUACUGAAGUGGAACGUCACACCUGUAGGUGUCGGAGAAAGGAGAUUCUGAGGAGGAUACGAGGAUUCCUCCCGCAAAAUGUCCUCAAAGACCAGGAAAAUCCCUCUCUAAUGCUCGGUUACUUGUUGAUGUGUGGUUCAAAAAGAUAAAGGAGUUAUAGACAGAACCACGAUGCAAAUGAACUGAUGUCCAUCAAAAUUUUACAGGGACGGAUACUUACGGAAACGAAAAUGGCUUGGAAUCACAAACAAUAAACAAACCUCUGGGAAAUAAAUGAUUCUAAGAAAAUAUAGAAACUGAGCAGUUCUUAGAAUCAAUAUUGUCGGCUUUCUGACACAUACAGAGAGGGAAAAUAAUUUCGAGGAAAAAAUGAGCUUCAACAGGGAAAAAUCUUAUGGCGGAACCAACCUUUUAGAUUCUCCAUCAGAGGCCAAAAGACGGCGAGUGGUGGGGGACGAUGUGUCUAUAGCGAGCACGCUGAGCAGUCAGGUGAGCAGCCGCUCGCAUUCCCCCACAUUUUCGGAGACGCUGGAUGACAGUUUCCUCAGCACACCUGGAAACUCUCCAGCAACAACUUUAAAGCUGAAGGAGAAAUUACGAGUCAAAUAUGGUAGAACGGAGCUCCUUUCUACCAUAGAGCAAUAUCUUUUGGAUAAAGAUAUCAUUGAAGCUUGUCAGUCCCUUGAUGACACUGAGGGUACCGAUGACAACAAGAAGGUUUCAUUGAUGGAGUUCCGCCAGCAGUACAGAGAGUUGUCCCAGUGCCUGACGAAUGUCCAGAGGGUGGCCCAAAAGUCACUGGGAUCACAGAUGCUGUCCGAAAAGUACUUAGUACAGAGCAACAAUUUAGACCUCCUUAACAAGUCUUUGACCAGACGUAAAUCUUUCAUGGACUAUGCAAAACAACUCCUUCAGCGAGAACCAAACCACAAACAGGAAAUUGAUGAGAGAGUCAAUUCCCUCAACAAAAUGUGGAGCACUUUGGAACAAGAUGUUAGUGGCAAGGCCAUGUGGCAGAACACAAGGACCAUGAUCAGAGAUCUUGAGACAGAUCUGAAGACUUUACAAGCUUGGCUUACAGACACAGAGCAGAAGCUGUUUUCGAUGUCAACUCAGUACCAGCAGUCUGAUGCUGAGUUAAAGAAGAGCCUGGAGGAACAUAAGACCUUGCAAAAGGAUAUAGAAUCUAAGAAUCGUAACAUCAGUGCUGUUCUUCGCUUGAGUGAACUUCUUCAAAAUGACCUUGAGGACCAAAUCAAGAAUGACGUUUUCCCCCUGCAGGAGCUGGCUUUUACUCUGCAGCAGAGAUGGCAUGAGAUUUGGCUUGCGUCUAUAGAAGUUCAGUGCAGGCUGGAAAAUGCCCUGAAAGGAGGCAAAAAGAAUGAAUUUUCACCAAAUACCUAUUUAAGUGGCUUGAUUCCUUCCCACUUUGCGCUAGAGAAUGACCCAGAACAGGUGAACUUGGGUUCAGACGACAGUUUCCAGAACCUAUUGCCUCGGCAGGCAGACUUGGUGGAAUCUCCACCAUAUGAUUGCUCUCUGUCCAGUGACAACAGUGGAAAGGACAGUGCAGUGGUCAGUGAAGUGGAGAUUAAGAUGUCCUCGGAGUGCAGCGACUCUGACCUUGACAUGUUAAGGAGGUCACAUCAGAAGUCGGAAACCAGGGACAUUGGAUACAGCAGUGGGACUUCGAUAUCUCCAUUCGCAACUGGUCACACUAGCACAGAAUCAGACUGCGAUGAUAUCAAGAAGCUCAUUGACAAUGUGGAGAAUCUAGUAGGAGAGAAACAGAAAUCUCCACCUAGGCAGAGGAAGUCUGAGAGCCCUAAGAAAAAGAAGGGCCCAAUCAGUUCCUGUGAUGCCAGCAGUGAGGACAGUGAUGCCUCACUUGAGGAUUUCUCAACAGCCUCAGAUGAUGCAGAGGGGCUGUAUGAUAGUGUUAUGGGAGGGUUAGAGUACAAUUCUGAUGUAUCUCUUCCCAAUAACCUCCCAAGCUUAUAUAACACUGCCAAACUAAGGCAGAAUGGAAAGAAAAAGAAGGAUCGACCUUGGAGUGCGAUCCAGAUCAAGGAGUCUGAUGAUGACUCUAUGACCUUUUCAAGGUCAGACACAGCCGUGGAACAGCUCAGGGAUGCUUUGGAGACCCCAACAGGAAAAGGUGAGAUUGGGAGAAGUACCCUGCCACGAGCUGGAGCUAAGAGAAAGCUAUAUGAGGCUGAUGCUGUUUAUACCUCAGAUCCAGGAAGCUCAGGAUCUGAAGAUUAUGCUACUGCCCACAGUGAAUUCAUUAUGUCAGAUGAAGAUGAAAAUAUAGCCAGCACAGCUUCAUUCUCUGAACCUAUUUGGGAUAAUUACCAUCAGGUGUAUACGUCAUUAGGGGAGGAAGAAGAGCAGCCCCUGAGAUGGAAUACCCUGGAGGAGGAUUUUGAAUUUGAUGAUGAGUUUUCUCAGUACUCUGCUAUGCAGUCUGCUGCCUCUGAAAAGAGGAAAACACCCAGACCCAAAAUGGUUAGCCAGGGCAGUCGACCAGGGUAUGACAGUGAUUCAGACCUGGAGGACCUGAACUGCUUUAUUGAUGACUCUAUUAGUCAACUGAAGAUAGCAGAUCAUCACCUGAAGAAGAAAAGUAAAGACUUCAUGGGUACAGGAGUGGAGAUCAACACCAACAAAUAUAAUGAAAUCAUUGCCACUUGUCAGACCAACAUCGCUUGUCUACAGAGUGUACUAAAACAUCUCAACGAUGAAGUCACCGAUGAGGAGAUAGAAAAUAUGAAAGAUGUAUUGGCACAGUGGGAAAAGUUACAUGCUUUUGCCAAAGAACGACAGUCUGAGUCCAGUGAGUUAUCAGCAAUGAACAAGUGUCUUAAGGAUGUGGAGGCUGAGUUGUCCAGCUGUGGUGAGGGGACCAAGUCAUUCAGCAGCCUUAGAGACCUAGAGCAUUGUCUGAUCAGCACAAAGACAAAGCUGGAGAGCCUGCCCUGUAUAGAAAACAAAAUGGCAACAUUACACAGAAUGUGCAGUGGAUUUCAAUUGGAACAUCCUGCCAUCAACUUGCUGGCUUUCAGUCAACAGGUCAACAAGACCAGCAAUAAUCUCAGCAGAACCAAGGACUUACUGACAAAGCAGUUGUCCGAGCUCGAGUCUGAGUACCAGAUUUGGAGUGAUUAUAUUGAGGAGAGGAAUGCCCUCGAGGAGCUCCUGUCCUCAGAAUUUGAUAUGGACCUCAUGAUGGCAAACAUGCAGAGGGAGGACUCUAUACAAUACCUUAAUUCAGUGAAUGAAAACCUUCAAAAAUAUGAGGAAAAGUGUUGCCAUCUGCAAUCACUGCGAGGACGUUUAAUGCAGUUUGCAGAUGAGCAGAUGAAAGUGGACAUAACGAAUGAGACAGCAGAUAUACAGGAUCGAAUGUUAGAGGCCCACAGACAGUAUAGGACCUUAUUGUGGUCCGUUAAUCAGGGAUCAAUAGACCUACCACAAAAGAUGCAAAAACAUCAAAGUGACCUUGCAUCGAAAUCAGCAGCUGAAGGUCAGACUAUAACACCGUCCAGAUCGUGGUACCGCUCAGGAUAUGUUAAGGCAGCGGGGGUAUUUGUCAUGUUUGGUAUUGCCUAUCUUGUGGACCCAGAGGCUAUCAAACACCUAGGUGAUCUCACAAUUACACUUGCACCAGAACUACGAUAUGUAAAUGGCCCACCACCCAUUUAAAUGUACUUUAUAAAUAGGUCAGGACAAGAAAUAUUUUUUUAAUAUGUAUAUAUUUUAGAUUAAUUUUUUUUUGUAAGAAGUCUAAAAUAGGAGAAAAACAAUAACCAAAAAAAAUAAUAAUAAAUUUGUGUUAAUAAAUCAUAUUUUCCAAUUUUUGUAAAUGUGUAAAGGUAAUUAAAAGUGUGUUGAUAUCAUUUGUACAGUAUAUUAAUUAGAAAUACAAACAUCAUUCCCGUACUUCAGCACAAUUCACAGAUAAUAACAAAAUGGAAAUAAAAGUACUGGUAUACAUAUUUAUAUUUGAUACAGUGGGUUAAAACAAAACGGUAUGGCUACUAGUUCUUGAUUCAUUUAAUUUAAGAUAAUUUUUAAAGGGAUUUAAUGAUUUCCAGAUUGAUAUUUCACAAUCAGUUUUACACAGGCAGCUAUUUACAUGACACCGCCUCGGUGAAGGGAGGCAAUCCUACAUUGUACAUUUAGAUAUAUUGUCUCAUCAGGUUGUUUUAUAUGUCUCCACUUCAUUUGUACAUAGCUUAUUUAUUUUGUUAUUAAAUUUAUUUUUGCAUGCAUAGGUCAUAAGGUCAUAUGUAUACCUAUUCAAGGUCAAAUUUUGGACAUUGUAGCUAUGUUGGAGGAUGUGUAAAUAAUUAGGACGGUUGCAGGACUGGCUAUAACAAAAGGGACUUAAAUUAUGCAUUCUUAUGCAAAGAUUUAUGAAAGUAAACUUAGAAGUGGACCUAAAGGUAUGAUAAAAGUGAUUUCACUGGUCUGUCCACUCAAAAAAUCAGCCCACCAAUGGCCUUUACUAAACUAGAGAAUCUAGACAGAAAGUAUGAAAAAUCUUGGGCAUAUACAAAUGUGGGUAUUUAUCUUACUUAUUAUACCGGUAUAUACCAUACCAUUAUUGAUGAUGGGCAUUAUCGUUUAGUAUUGUGAUACCAUCUUCAGAGAUACUUUUCAAAAGGGACCCAUUAAGGAGAGACUUACUCUUAAAAAGUAAACAUUUUGUUAGAGAAAGUACUUGUCAUAAAAGUUGUCACUUAAGUAUUGGCAUUAUGGCAUCCAACAUUGAUGUCAAAACAAGUACUUAAUAAGAACAGAAGAGAAAGAUCUAAAGAAGUGACUUAAGGAUAGUAUAUUUAAGAAGAGGGAUUGUUCUUUCAGAACAGUAACUGGAAAGUAGUUUAUCAAGACCUCCAAAGAGUGAAUUUACCAGGUAGAAAUAAUGCGGGGGUCAUUGUACAUGUAAAUAGUUCCUCACAGACUUAUCUCGGUGCAAGUGUAGUUGUUUCAGAUUGACAAGGUUAACAUAGCAGGUCCAUAGUGGUGCUCAAUUUAAUGUUAAUAACUUUUUUAUCAAACAUCAUGGAAUUCUCUAUUUCAAUCUGAAGCAAUUACCAAUGAUAAUUUUAUUUAUGUACAUCACUAAUCACUUAUUUAAGUGCUUUGUAAUAUUUCUUUACCAUACACAACAGUGUUGUGAUUUUUCAUUAUCCAUUCUUGUUGUGUGGUUAUGUUAAAAUGAUUUUCAUGCUGUGCAAUUUUGUUAAUUUGUUUUAAUUUUGUUUUUGGAAUUCUUAUUUAGAAUAUAAAGUUUAUGGACUUCAUUGUUAAAAUUAUUUUAAAAUGUUCUGUUUUACAUUAUGAGAUUAUAUUUGAUUAUUUAUUUAGUUUUUUCCCAUCUGUUACAAAUAACUUAAUUACAUGAAGGGAAAACAAAGAUUGAAUAAACCUAUAUUUUCAUCUGACACCUGCCAAAAAAGUGCCAUCAGCUGUCUUAACUGCCUAGACACAUGAUCUUUUUGGGUGUUGCUUUAUUUGUCUCGAACCUCAAUACGCUUUGUUGAAAAGUGCUAUACCUGUGGUCAUUUUUUUGUUUCUCCCUAUUGAAGUUUCUUUAAUGCUCACAUACAAAUUAAGAGGGUUUUUACUCAAGUUGAAAUUUUACAGUAUGCUAUUAAUGGUACUCUUUACUUCUACAUCAGAAAAUUGGUUUAUCUUGCCUUUAUUAUAUUGGAUUUGGUGUAUUACUUUUUACACAUAUUUUAAUCCUGAAUCAUUAAUAUACCUCAGUCAUGUAAAAUGACCUAUUUGCUAAUGUGUUCUUUGUGUUAGACAGAUGUCUAAUGCUUUUUGAAGUUGAAGAUUAUAGUCUGAUAGUCUCCAUUUGUGAAAAAAAAAAUGUAGACUACAACUGCAUAAAUACAUGGUUUAAAAAGUAAAAUUGCCACUUGUCAGAGCAUUAAAGCUACUUUUGUAUAUAUUAUGUACUCUUCAUAUUAAUACAAUUAUAACUUUGAUUAAAGUAUUCUAAGUUUUGAUAGUGAAUUUUUCAGAAAACAGCAAACUCAUAUAUUUUUCUGUCUACUUUUGGAUGUAAUAAAUCAUUUUGUUUUCUAAUCUGUAUUCAUUUGAGUGAAAAUUAUAUACAUUGUACAUGUAAAAGUGGAAAAGUUAAAAUCUUCUUUAAAAAAAAAAACAAGAAAAAGUAUCUUAAAUUAAUUAAAAAAAGGUUGUGGCAU